AUGCACAGUGUGCUGUCGCCAAUCAUUUAUUCACUCUCAUCAUCCAGUGUGGUGGUAUUGUUUGUUGUUCGGUUAUAUGCAACGGACUGCCGGACAGAAUUACAGCAGUCCGUUGAAUUCCAGUCCCAGGCACAACUGAUCAACGCCUCACGGCCAACACUUCCAUGA
Molecule: messenger RNA, 168 nt
Organism: Chondrus crispus (carragheen)
Lineage: Eukaryota; Rhodophyta; Florideophyceae; Gigartinales; Gigartinaceae
Exons: 1
Coding region: 1-168 (55 amino acids)
Source: RefSeq, a predicted model, not a curated record